This is a messenger RNA of Nasonia vitripennis (jewel wasp), 12113 nucleotides long. Its product is annotated as serine-rich adhesin for platelets-like. Gene Ontology annotation, molecular function: chitin binding. Lineage: Eukaryota; Metazoa; Arthropoda; Insecta; Hymenoptera; Pteromalidae. The record is from RefSeq and is a predicted model, not a curated record. The coding region runs from base 371 to 11635 and encodes 3754 amino acids. The transcript is spliced from 3 exons. Gene Ontology annotation, cellular component: extracellular region.
AGUAGUGCAGAACUAUUUUUUCUAACAAUUGCUUUCGAUCCUAUUGUUCAUUUAUAAUGAAGAAUAAAAAUUGAAUUUUCCUUAAAAAAUUUUGAAAAUUAAAAAUAAUAAAAAUAAUAUCUGACAUCGACAUAAUAGAAAAGGAUUAAAACAAUUGACAAUUAAAAAUAAUUAUUAUAACAAACGAUACAUAAGUUAAAUGAAUUCUUCAAGUUGUUUCGAAUUCAUUUAAAAAUGCCCUAAUCAACGUUUAUUACUCUAAUAUCAUUAUCGUCCUAAUACACGAUAACACUUACUAUGUCUAUAAAAGAUGCUCAUACUUCAUGAUUAGGCAGUUCCCUGAUUUUCUAACAAUCAGUACUCUGCCAUCAUGAUGCUCGGAACAAAAGCAGUCACUUACUGUUGCAUCAUUCUUUUCUGCGCAACUGGUUCUAUGGCAAACAAAAGUUGGAUAAGCUCUAAAUUAAUUAGAGACCAUAGCAGAGAACAAGAAUGUCCACCAGAAGGAGAAUCAGGAAUAUUAAUAACGUUCCCGCACGAAACGAUAUGCAACAAGUUUUAUGCGUGCAUAUACGGAAUGAAAUUUAUAUCGAAUUGUCCUAAAUAUUUAAGAUAUAACAUUAUAACCGGUCUUUGUGACUUACCGUUAGGAACUGGAUGUCCCACACCGACAAUACUACCAACAUCCACUACACUAAAAGUAAGCGAGUCACCCUCAACUGCUAUCUCGUCUAGUACGGUCUCAAGUUCAGUUUCAUCGACUACAACUAAAAAAGAAACAACUACUUCAGAAGAAAGUACAGUGGAGAUUACUGAGUCUACCUCUGUUGCUACCUCGCCUAGCACGGUCUCGAGUAAUGUAUCAACAUCAAAAACUCAAGAGGAAACGACUACUCCGGAAGUAAGUACAGUAGAGAUUACAGUAUCUACCUCUGCUGCUACUACGCUUGGCAUGGCCUCGAGUAGCGUAUCAAUAUCAACAACUGAAGAGGAGACGACUUCUUCAGAAGUAAGCACAGUAGAGAUUACAGAGUCUACCUCUGCUGCAACCUCGCCUAGCACGGCCUCGAGUACUAUAUCAACAUCAACAACUGACGAGGAGUUGACUACUUCAGAAGUAAGCACAGUGGAGAUUAAUGAGUCAAGCUCUGCUGUUACCUCGCCUAGCACGGCCUCGAGUACUAUAUCAACAUCAACAACUGAAGAGGAGUCCACUACUUUAGAAGUAAGCACAGUGGAGAUUACUGAGUCUACCUCUGCUGAUACCUGGCCUAGCACGGCCUCGAGUACUAUAUCAACAUCAACAACUGUAGAGGAAACGACUACUCCGGAAGUAAGUACAGUAGAGAUUACUGAGCCUACAUCUGCUCCUACUUCGCCCAGCACGGCCUCUAGUAGUAUAUCAACAUCAACCACUGAAAAGGAACCGACUACUCCGGAAGUAAGUACAGUAGAGAUUACUGAGCCUACAUCUGCUCCUACUUCGCCCAGCACGGCCUCGAAUACUAUAUCAACAUCAACCACUGAAAAGAAACCGACUACUCCGGAAGUAAGUACAGUAGAGAUUACUGAGCCUACAUCUGCUCCUACUUCGCCCAGCACGGCCUCGAGUAGUAUAUCAGCAUCAACAACUGAAGAGGAAACGACUACUCAGGAAGUGAGCACAGUGGAGAUUACAGUGUCUACCUCUGCUGCUACUACGCCUGGCAUGGCCUCGAGUAGCGUAUCAAUAUCAACAACUGAAGAGGAGACGACUUCUUCAGAAGUAAGCACAGUAGAGAUUACAGAGUCUACCUCUGCUGCAACCUCGCCUAGCACGGCCUCGAGUACUAUAUCAACAUCAACAACUGACGAGGAGUUGACUACUUCAGAAGUAAGCACAGUGGAGAUUAAUGAGUCAAGCUCUGCUGUUACCUCGCCUAGCACGGCCUCGAGUACUAUAUCAACAUCAACAACUGAAGAGGAGUCCACUACUUUAGAAGUAAGCACAGUGGAGAUUACUGAGUCUACCUCUGCUGAUACCUGGCCUAGCACGGCCACGAGUACUAUAUCAACAUCAACAACUGUAGAGGAAACGACUACUCCGGAAGUAACUACAGUAGAGAUUACUGAGCCUACAUCUGCUCCUACUUCGCCCAGCACGGCCUCUAGUAGUAUAUCAACAUCAACAGUUGACGAGGAAACGACUACUUCAGAAGUAAGUACAGUGGAGAUUAACGAGUCAAGCUCUGCUGAUACCUCGCCUAGCACGGCCUCGAGUAGCGUAUCAAUAUCAACAACUGAAGAGGAGACGACUUCUUCAGAAGUAAGUACAGUAGAGAUUACAGAGUCUACCUCUGCUGCUACCUCGCCUAGCACGGCCUCUAGUAGUAUAUCAACAUCAACAACUGAAGAGGAAACGACUACUCAGGAAGUAAGCACAGUGGAGAUUAAUGAGUCAAGCUCUGCUGAUACCUCGCCUAGCACGGCCUCGAGUACUAUCUCUACAUCAACAACUGUAGAGGAAACGACUACUUCAGAAGUAAGCACAGUGGAGAUUAAUGCGUCAAGCUCUGCUGUUACCUCGCCUAGCACGGCCUCGAGUACUAUAUCAACAUCAACAACUGAAGAGGAAACAACUACUUCAGAAGUAAGUACAGUGGAGAUUAACGAGUCAAGCUCUGCUGAUACCUCGCCUAGCACGGCCUCGAGUAGCGUAUCAAUAUCAACAACUGAAGAGGAAACGACUACUCCGGAAGUAAGCACAGUGGAGAUUAAUGAGCCUACAUCUGCUCCUACUUCGCCCAGCACGGCCUCUAGUAGUAUAUCAACAUCAACCACUGAAAAGGAACCGACUACUCCGGAAGUAAGUACAGUAGAGAUUACUGAGCCUACAUCUGCUCCUACUUCGCCCAGCACGGCCUCGAAUACUAUAUCAACAUCAACCACUGAAAAGAAACCGACUACUCCGGAAGUAAGUACAGUAGAGAUUACUGAGCCUACAUCUGCUCCUACUUCGCCCAGCACGGCCUCGAGUAGUAUAUCAGCAUCAACAACUGAAGAGGAAACGACUACUCAGGAAGUGAGCACAGUGGAGAUUACAGUGUCUACCUCUGCUGCUACUACGCCUGGCAUGGCCUCGAGUAGCGUAUCAAUAUCAACAACUGAAGAGGAGACGACUUCUUCAGAAGUAAGCACAGUAGAGAUUACAGAGUCUACCUCUGCUGCAACCUCGCCUAGCACGGCCUCGAGUACUAUAUCAACAUCAACAACUGACGAGGAGUUGACUACUUCAGAAGUAAGCACAGUGGAGAUUAAUGAGUCAAGCUCUGCUGUUACCUCGCCUAGCACGGCCUCGAGUACUAUAUCAACAUCAACAACUGAAGAGGAGUCCACUACUUUAGAAGUAAGCACAGUGGAGAUUACUGAGUCUACCUCUGCUGAUACCUGGCCUAGCACGGCCACGAGUACUAUAUCAACAUCAACAACUGUAGAGGAAACGACUACUCCGGAAGUAACUACAGUAGAGAUUACUGAGCCUACAUCUGCUCCUACUUCGCCCAGCACGGCCUCUAGUAGUAUAUCAACAUCAACAGUUGACGAGGAAACGACUACUUCAGAAGUAAGUACAGUGGAGAUUAACGAGUCAAGCUCUGCUGAUACCUCGCCUAGCACGGCCUCGAGUAGCGUAUCAAUAUCAACAACUGAAGAGGAGACGACUUCUUCAGAAGUAAGUACAGUAGAGAUUACAGAGUCUACCUCUGCUGCUACCUCGCCUAGCACGGCCUCUAGUAGUAUAUCAACAUCAACAACUGAAGAGGAAACGACUACUCAGGAAGUAAGCACAGUGGAGAUUAAUGAGUCAAGCUCUGCUGAUACCUCGCCUAGCACGGCCUCGAGUACUAUCUCUACAUCAACAACUGUAGAGGAAACGACUACUUCAGAAGUAAGCACAGUGGAGAUUAAUGCGUCAAGCUCUGCUGUUACCUCGCCUAGCACGGCCUCGAGUACUAUAUCAACAUCAACAACUGAAGAGGAAACAACUACUUCAGAAGUAAGUACAGUGGAGAUUAACGAGUCAAGCUCUGCUGAUACCUCGCCUAGCACGGCCUCGAGUAGCGUAUCAAUAUCAACAACUGAAGAGGAAACGACUACUCCGGAAGUAAGCACAGUGGAGAUUAAUGAGUCAAGCUCUGCUGAUACCUCGCCUAGCACGGCAUCGAGUACUAUAUCAACAUCAACAACUGAAGAGGAAACGACUACUUCAGAAGUAAGCACAGUGGAGAUUAACGAGUCAAGCUCUGCUGAUACCUCGCCUAGCACGGCCUCGAGUACUAUAUCAACAUCAACAACUGUAGAGGAAACGACUACUCCGGAAGUAAGUACAGUAGAGAUUACUGAGCCUACAUCUGCUCCUACUUCGCCCAGCACGGCCUCUAGUAGUAUAUCAACAUCAACAACUGAAGAGGAAACGACUACUCCGGAAGUAAGUACAGUCGAGAUUACUGAGUCAACCUCUGCUGCUACCUCGCCUAGCACGGCCUCGAGUACUAUAUCAACAUCAACAACUGUAGAGGAAACGACUACUCCGGAAGUAAGUACAGUAGAGAUUACUGAGCCUACAUCUGCUCCUACUUCGCCCAGCACGGCCUUGAGUAGUAUAUCAGCAUCAACAACUGAAGAGGAAACGACUACGCAGGAAGUGAGCACAGUGGAGAUUACAGUGUCUACCUCUGCUGCUACUACGCCUGGCACGGCCUCGAGUAGCGUAUCAAUAUCAACAACUGAAGAGGAGACGACUUCUUCAGAAGUAAGUACAGUAGAGAUUACAGAGUCUACCUCCGCUGCUACCUCGCCUAGCACGGCCUCUAGUAGUAUAUCAACAUCAACAACUGAAGAGGAAACGACUACUCCGGAAGUAAGUACAGUCGAGAUUAAUGAGUCAAGCUCUGCUGUUACCUCGCCUAGCACGGCCUCGAGUACUAUAUCAACAUCAACAACUGAAGAGGAGUCCACUACUUUAGAAGUAAGCACAGUGGAGAUUACUGAGUCUACCUCUGCUGAUACCUGGCCUAGCACGGCCACGAGUACUAUAUCAACAUCAACAACUGUAGAGGAAACGACUACUCCGGAAGUAACUACAGUAGAGAUUACUGAGCCUACAUCUGCUCCUACUUCGCCCAGCACGGCCUCUAGUAGUAUAUCAACAUCAACAGUUGACGAGGAAACGACUACUUCAGAAGUAAGUACAGUGGAGAUUAACGAGUCAAGCUCUGCUGAUACCUCGCCUAGCACGGCCUCGAGUAGCGUAUCAAUAUCAACAACUGAAGAGGAGACGACUUCUUCAGAAGUAAGUACAGUAGAGAUUACAGAGUCUACCUCUGCUGCUACCUCGCCUAGCACGGCCUCUAGUAGUAUAUCAACAUCAACAACUGAAGAGGAAACGACUACUCAGGAAGUAAGCACAGUGGAGAUUAAUGAGUCAAGCUCUGCUGAUACCUCGCCUAGCACGGCCUCGAGUACUAUCUCUACAUCAACAACUGUAGAGGAAACGACUACUUCAGAAGUAAGCACAGUGGAGAUUAAUGCGUCAAGCUCUGCUGUUACCUCGCCUAGCACGGCCUCGAGUACUAUAUCAACAUCAACAACUGAAGAGGAAACAACUACUUCAGAAGUAAGUACAGUGGAGAUUAACGAGUCAAGCUCUGCUGCUACCUCGCCUAGAACGGCCUCGAGUACUAUAUCAACCUCAACAACUGAAAAGGAAACGACUACUCCGGAAGUAAGUACAGUGGAGAUUACUGAGUCUACCUCUGCUGCUACCUCGCCUAGCACGGCCUCUAGUAGUAUAUCAACAUCAACCACUGAAAAGGAACCGACUACUCCGGAAGUAAGUACAGUAGAGAUUACUGAGUCAACCUCUGCUGCUACCUCGCCUAGCACGGCCUCGAGUACUAUAUCAACCACAACAACUGAAAAGGAAACGACUACUCCGGAAGUAACUACAGUCGAGAUUACUGAGCAAACCUCUGCUGCUACUUUGCCUAGCACGGCCUCGAGUACUAUAUCAACAUCAACAACUGAAGAGGAAACGACUACUUCAGAAGUAAGCACAGUGGAGAUUAACGAGUCAAGCUCUGCUGCUACCUCGCCUAGCACGGCCUCGAGUACUAUAUCAACCUCAACAACUGAAAAGGAAACGACUACUCCGGAAGUAAGUACAGUGGAGAUUACUGAGUCUACCUCUGCUGCUACCUCGCCUAGCACGGCCUCUAGUAGUAUAUCAACAUCAACAACUGAAGAGGAAACGACUACUCCGGAAGUAAGUACAGUCGAGAUUACUGAGUCAACCUCUGCUGCUACUUUGCCUAGCACGGCCUCGAGUACUAUAUCAACAUCAACAACUGAAGAGGAAACGACUACUUCAGAAGUAAGCACAGUGGAGAUUAACGAGUCAAGCUCUGCUGCUACCUCGCCUAGCACGGCCUCGAGUACUAUAUCAACCUCAACAACUGAAAAGGAAACGACUACUCCGGAAGUAAGUACAGUGGAGAUUACUGAGUCUACCUCUGCUGCUACCUCGCCUAGCACGGCCUCUAGUAGUAUAUCAACAUCAACAACUGAAGAGGAAACGACUACUCCGGAAGUAAGUACAGUCGAGAUUACUGAGUCAACCUCUGCUGCUACCUCGCCUAGCACGGCCUCGAGUACUAUAUCAACCACAACAACUGAAAAGGAAACGACUACUCCGGAAGUAACUACAGUCGAGAUUACUGAGCAAACCUCUGCUGCUACUUUGCCUAGCACGGCCUCGAGUACUAUAUCAACAUCAACAACUGAAGAGGAAACGACUACUUCAGAAGUAAGCACAGUGGAGAUUAACGAGUCAAGCUCUGCUGCUACCUCGCCUAGCACGGCCUCGAGUACUAUAUCAACCUCAACAACUGAAAAGGAAACGACUACUCCGGAAGUAAGUACAGUCGAGAUUACUGAGUCUACCUCUGCUGCUACUUUGCCUAGCACGGCCUCGAGUACUAUAUCAACAUCAACAACUGAAGAGGAAACGACUACUUCAGAAGUAAGCACAGUGGAGAUUAACGAGUCAAGCUCUGCUGCUACCUCGCCUAGCACGGCCUCUAGUAGUAUAUCAACAUCAACAACUGAAGAGGAAACGACUACUCCGGAAGUAAGUACAGUCGAGAUUACUGAGUCAACCUCUGCUGCUACCUCGCCUAGCACGGCCUCUAGUAGUAUAUCAACAUUAACAACUGAAGAGGAAACAACUACUCCGGAAGUAAGUACAGUCGAGAUUACUGAGUCAACCUCUGCUGCUACCUCGCCUAGCACGGCCUCGAGUACUAUAUCAACCACAACAACUGAAAAGGAAACGACUACUCCGGAAGUAACUACAGUCGAGAUUGCUGAGCAAACCUCUGCUGCUACUUUGCCUAGCACGGCCUCGAGUACUAUAUCAACAUCAACAACUGAAGAGGAAACGACUACUUCAGAAGUAAGCACAGUGGAGAUUAACGAGUCAAGCUCUGAUGCUACCUCGCCUAGCACGGCCUCGAGUACUAUAUCAACCUUAACAACUGAAAAGGAAACGACUACUCCGGAAGUAAGUACAGUGGAGAUUACUGAGUCUACCUCUGCUGCUACCUCGCCUAGCACGGCCUCUAGUAGUAUAUCAACAUCAACAACUGAAGAGGAAACGACUACUCCGGAAGUAAGUACAGUCGAGAUUACAGAGUCCACCUAUGCUGCUACCUCGCCUAGCACGGCCUCUAGUACUACAUCAACAUCAACAACUGAAGAGGAGUCCACUACUUUAGAAGUAAGUACAGUGGAGAUUACUGAGUCUACCUCUGCUGCUACCUCGCCUAGCACGGCCUCUAGUAGUAUAUCAACAUCAACAACUGAAGAGGAAACGACUACUCCGGAAGUAAGUACAGUCGAGAUUACUGAGUCAACCUCUGCUGCUACCUCGCCUAGCACGGCCUCGAGUACUAUAUCUACAUCAACAACUGUAGAGGAAACGACUACUUCAGAAGUAAGCACAGUGGAGAUUAAUGCGUCAAGCUCUGCUGUUACCUCGCCUAGCACGGCCUCGAGUACUAUAUCAACAUCAACAACUGAAGAGGAAACGACUACUCCGGAAGUAACUACAGUCGAGAUUACUGAGCAAACCUCUGCUGCUACUUUGCCUAGCACGGCCUCGAGUACUAUAUCAACAUCAACAACUGAAGAGGAAACGACUACUUCAGAAGUAAGCACAGUGGAGAUUAACGAGUCAAGCUCUGCUGCUACCUCGCCUAGCACGGCCUCGAGUACUAUAUCAACCACAACAACUGAAAAGGAAACGACUACUCCGGAAGUAACUACAGUCGAGAUUACUGAGCAAACCUCUGCUGCUACUUUGCCUAGCACGGCCUCGAGUACUAUAUCAACAUCAACAACUGAAGAGGAAACGACUACUCCGGAAGUAAGUACAGUCGAGAUUACUGAGUCAACCUCUGCUGCUACCUCGCCUAGCACGGCCUCGAGUACUAUAUCAACCACAACAACUGAAAAGGAAACGACUACUCCGGAAGUAACUACAGUCGAGAUUACUGAGCAAACCUCUGCUGCUACUUUGCCUAGCACGGCCUCGAGUACUAUAUCAACAUCAACAACUGAAGAGGAAACGACUACUUCAGAAGUAAGCACAGUGGAGAUUAACGAGUCAAGCUCUGCUGCUACCUCGCCUAGCACGGCCUCGAGUACUAUAUCAACCUCAACAACUGAAAAGGAAACGACUACUCCGGAAGUAAGUACAGUGGAGAUUACUGAGUCUACCUCUGCUGCUACCUCGCCUAGCACGGCCUCUAGUAGUAUAUCAACAUCAACAACUGAAGAGGAAACGACUACUCCGGAAGUAAGUACAGUCGAGAUUACUGAGUCAACCUCUGCUGCUACCUCGCCUAGCACGGCCUCGAGUACUAUAUCAACCACAACAACUGAAAAGGAAACGACUACUCCGGAAGUAACUACAGUCGAGAUUACUGAGCAAACCUCUGCUGCUACUUUGCCUAGCACGGCCUCGAGUACUAUAUCAACAUCAACAACUGAAGAGGAAACGACUACUUCAGAAGUAAGCACAGUGGAGAUUAACGAGUCAAGCUCUGCUGCUACCUCGCCUAGCACGGCCUCGAGUACUAUAUCAACCUCAACAACUGAAAAGGAAACGACUACUCCGGAAGUAAGUACAGUGGAGAUUACUGAGUCUACCUCUGCUGCUACCUCGCCUAGCACGGCCUCUAGUAGUAUAUCAACAUCAACAACUGAAGAGGAAACGACUACUCCGGAAGUAAGUACAGUCGAGAUUACUGAGUCAACCUCUGCUGCUACCUCGCCUAGCACGGCCUCGAGUACUAUAUCAACCACAACAACUGAAAAGGAAACGACUACUCCGGAAGUAACUACAGUCGAGAUUACUGAGCAAACCUCUGCUGCUACUUUGCCUAGCACGGCCUCGAGUACUAUAUCAACAUCAACAACUGAAGAGGAAACGACUACUUCAGAAGUAAGCACAGUGGAGAUUAACGAGUCAAGCUCUGCUGCUACCUCGCCUAGCACGGCCUCGAGUACUAUAUCAACCUCAACAACUGAAAAGGAAACGACUACUCCGGAAGUAAGUACAGUGGAGAUUACUGAGUCUACCUCUGCUGCUACCUCGCCUAGCACGGCCUCUAGUAGUAUAUCAACAUCAACAACUGAAGAGGAAACGACUACUCCGGAAGUAAGUACAGUCGAGAUUACAGAGUCCACCUAUGCUGCUACCUCGCCUAGCACGGCCUCUAGUACUAUAUCAACAUCAACAACUGAAGAGGAGUCCACUACUUUAGAAUUAAGUACAGUGGAGAUUACUGAGUCUACCUCUGCUGCUACCUCGCCUAGCACGGCCUCUAGUAGUAUAUCAACAUCAACAACUGAAGAGGAAACGACUACUCCGGAAGUAAGUACAGUCGAGAUUACAGAGUCCACCUAUGCUGCUACCUCGCCUAGCACGGCCUCUAGUACUACAUCAACAUCAACAACUGAAGAGGAGUCCACUACUUUAGAAGUAAGUACAGUGGAGAUUACUGAGUCUACCUCUGCUGCUACCUCGCCUAGCACGGCCUCUAGUAGUAUAUCAACAUCAACAACUGAAGAGGAAACGACUACUCCGGAAGUAAGUACAGUCGAGAUUACUGAGUCAACCUCUGCUGCUACCUCGCCUAGCACGGCCUCGAGUACUAUAUCAACCACAACAACUGAAAAGGAAACGACUACUCCGGAACUAACUACAGUCGAGAUUACUGAGCAAACCUCUGCUGCUACUUUGCCUAGCACGGCCUCGAGUACUAUAUCAACAUCAACAACUGAAGAGGAAACUACUACUUCAGAAGUAAGCACAGUGGAGAUUAACGAGUCAAGCUCUGCUGCUACCUCGCCUAGCACGGCCUCGAGUACUAUAUCAACCUCAACAACUGAAAAGGAAACGACUACUCCGGAAGUAAGUACAGUGGAGAUUACUGAGUCUACCUCUGCUGCUACCUCGCCUAGCACGGCCUCUAGUAGUAUAUCAACAUCAACAACUGAAGAGGAAACGACUACUCCGGAAGUAAGUACAGUCGAGAUUACAGAGUCCACCUAUGCUGCUACCUCGCCUAGCACGGCCUCUAGUACUAUAUCAACAUCAACAACUGAAGAGGAGUCCACUACUUUAGAAGUAAGCACAGUGGAGAUUACAGAGUCCACCUAUGCUGCUACUUCGCCUAGCACGGCCUCUAGUAGUAUAUCAACAUCAACAACUGACGAGGAAACGACUACUUCAGUAGUAAGCACAGUGGAGAUUACAGAGUCCACCUCUGCUGCUACCUCGCCUAGCACGGUCUUGAGUAGUGUAUUAACCUCAACGACUGAAGAGCAGUCUUCUACUUCGGAAGUAGGUUCAACGGAGGUUACUGACUCAACUGUAAUAAAUGUUAGCGGAUCUUCGUCAUUAGGCACAUCACCUGAGGCAGAUGAAAGUACAGUUUCGCCAAAUAGUAGCAUUGGCACGACAUUAUCAGCUUCUACUGAGAAGACUACGCCAUUAUUUCCUGAGAGUACGACAGGUGGAACUAGUGGAGAGUACCCAUCUUGUGCGAAUAUUAAUACAAGUGAACCAGUUUAUUUUCCUCAUCCUAAAGUUUGUUCAAAGUUCUAUGAAUGCUGUAAUGGUGUGUUAACUCUCAAAAAGUGCCCUAAUGGAUUGCACUUUAAUCCUUCUACUCGGGCUUGUGGUUACCCUCAAAAUGCAGGGUGCUUAAAAGAAACGACUAUAGCUACAGAACCUACAUCUGUAGUAACACCAGCAACACCAGUGUCUUCAGAAAAGACAUCAGUAUCAACAACUCCGACGUCUCGUCCAACAACUUCUAAAAUAACUUCUGUUGCACCUUCUAAAUGUCCUGCAACUAACGGAGAAUAUGCUGUGCAUAUUUCACAUGAAAGUAAUUGUUCUCUAUUUUACACAUGUGAUCAUGGCAGAAAAAUAUUACAAAGAUGCCCACCGGGAUUACGUUUUAACCCUUUUAAGCAAGUUUGUGAUUGGCCUCGAAAUGUAAAAUGCAUUGUUUUAUCUCGUUUCUAGAAAAACAUGAUAUUUAUCGAAUGACUAAUUUAAAUUAAAUUCAACUUAAGGAUAAGGAUGCAUAUAAAAUUUAACCAUGUUCUUGUAUAUUAAUAAAAUUUCGAUGCGAUCAUAACUUUUAUAUCUAGUAAAAUAUUUGCUAUCAUUUAAUUGUAAUGUAAUAAGUAUUUAAAAUGUUUUUUUACGUAUCAUAUAUACUGAGGCUGGCGCAUCAGUACAUUUAAUACAUAAUGCAUGUGUUUGAAGAUUAGAAACGGUGCUUCUCAUCAGCCUUGCGCGUGGUUUUUACGGCUGCUACUCUAAAAGUAACCCACGCCUCGAUAAGGGUGGGAUUCAUUCUUUUGGAAGUAGAAUAGCACGGCUUGAUUACCAUUGAACGCAACAUAAUAUUAUUGUAUUGCUUCAAAUGUUGUGUGCUCACUGAAUGUCCUUCAAGUUAUCAUUGUUAAUUUCUAUAAAACGUGUUUUUCAAAAGUUU